AGUGUUAUACCAAAGACUGGACUGAGCUCCAACUGUAUGCCUAAUGUUAUCGCUGUUUCCUACAAAUAGCCCAGGGAAUCAAGAAAACAGAGUAUACGUCACAACAAUAGCGCUUAUAUUUGUAGAUCAUAUACUACUAUUGCUUAAAGCUGGACACUCGUGAGCGGGCAACCGUCUUCGGAUAUGGCAGAUAUAGCCAUGACACCUCGUAACUGAUGAUGGUUGAAUAAUUUCCAUUUAUUUUCUUCACCGCACAUUUUUUUAUCAUUUAUAUUUUGUACAGAAGGAUUUUAUACACUUGUUACAUUUGUCCAAAAUGGUGAAUUCCGUAGGAUUUCGAUUAUUUGUGAUUAUGUGUGUGUGCUUCCAACAACUUUAUGCACAAAAUAAUUUUAUGGCCAUUCAAAAUCAUAUAGACAAAAUAAUGAUGAAUGCUCGAAUUUUAAGCGAUAUCGUACAAGCCGAGAUGACCAAACAGGGACUUCCGUCUGGACCCGGUGUGCCCCCCUCCGCCAAUGUUGCGUAUUCUUCGUUUGUGGAUGAGGUGGAGGGAAGACUACGUGUGUUGGAGGAUACCACGGCGUCCCUCACCAAACAGAUGAACAGGUGCCCGAACGCACCGGCACCACCUGCACCUCCAACCAACGUCAUUGCUGAAUCAGCUACAUCCGACAAUGUAUCCUCCAUCAUUGUUCGGUGGGAUCCCCCUAACCCAGUCCCAGACAAUCUCCAGUAUAAGGUAUACUUUGCCGCCGUUGACGAGACCGGAUAUCAGCCCCAGGGUGAGGUCGUCUUCAAGAUUUGUGACGCUACUCAAACUUCUGCCUCUAUCACCGACUUGUCUCCGCGAUCUAACUAUCAGGUUAGAGUGGGAACGGUUGCUGGGGUAGUUACCGAGGCUUCCAGCGUGCCCCAGGUCAUCGAGACACCUGAUAUUAUUCCAUCCACGCCUCAGAAUCUCAGAAUAGAAGGCACGACACCAAACGCAGUGACUUUGCGAUGGGAUUCUCCCGAUAUUGCUGGAGUUGUCACAUCAUACGUGCUUUAUUAUCGCGAAGAAGGCGGUUCUCCACAAAUGACAGAGACUGUAAAACCACCAAACUUGUUCUACACCGUCAACGAUCUGUCUGAAGGAACCCGAUAUCAGUUUGAUGUGGCCGCCAGAUCUAACAAUGGAGAAGGUCCUAGGAGUGUACCCGUGGAGGUCAAAACCAUUGACUUCAAUCCACCCCACCCUCUUGACCUGAACUGUACAUCUUUAAACAAGACCGCUGUUCUGUUAACGUGGCGGAAACCUCUUGUUCUGCCGGGCGAUGGAAUCAUUCGUGGAUUUAAUAUUAACUAUACUGACAGUAGAUACAGAGAAUUCUUCCUCUACAAAACACCAGACGCGUCUGCCACAGAAGCUGUCAUUGAAAAUCUCGAGCCGGCCACUGUCUAUUACUUCCAAGCGUCUUCACGAACCAGGAAAACAUUCGGAGGAGGCGGAGCCGUCGUUAUGUGUAACACUAAAGCUGAUGCUCCUUCCCAACCUAGAAACGUUCAGAUCGAAUUAUCGAGAUUAGAUCCUCCACAACUGACAAUCAAGUGGAUCCCCCCAUAUCAUACAUAUGGACCACUGGAUAACUAUACUCUCCACUGGGGCGUCAAAAACGGAGCUCUCAGAAAAGAGAAAAUCGAACCUUACAGACUACGUUGGGAUUCAGAUUAUUUAGAUGACGCUACGGUUCACGAGUUUAAAUUGUAUGCUGUAAAUUUAGAAGGAUUCGGCGAACCUGCAGUAGUACAGUUCACUACACCAAAACGAGAAACGAUUGUUCCACCAAACGUCACUGUAGACCGUGUUAAAGGACCAAACAACACGACCAUGUUGAGGGUCAAAUGGGAUCCACCUAAUCAACCUGUGGAGGGCUAUAGAAUUCUGUACAGGAAGUUUGAGUGGGUUUACACCGGAAGGUGGAAGCUGAAGGAGUUAAACGAUCCUAACGCUUUGUCCACAGAGAUUGUUGUUGACGAACCUAAUUAUUCACAUAUUGUUGUGGUCCGUGGUACCGCUAAACGCCAAAAUCCAAAUUACCCAAUCAUGGGAGGACAGAUGGGAGGGCAGAUGGGAGGUCAGAUGGGAGGACAGAGGGGAGGACAGAUGGGAGGUCAGAUGGGAGGUCAGAUGGGAGGCCAAAUGAUGAACAACCAAGCCCGUAUGAACCAAGGACAACCAAUGGUCGCCGGGAUGAUGAACCAGGCUGGAACGCCCCUAGCAGGGCAAAUGAACAUGCCAAUGAUGAGUGCCGGUAUGAAUGGCAACAUGGGAGGAAAUAUGGGCGGAAAUAUGCCCAUGAGUAACAAUAUGGGAGGAGGCAUGAGUGGUGGUGUGAAAGUGGGUCCAGGACAAGGAUCAAAUCCCUUUGGAGGUCAAAUGAGCAUGCGUAUGUCAGGUAAUCAGCAACAACCCCCACAAGGUAAUCAAUUGCAACAACCUAUAAAAAUGAAUUCAAUGUCACAACCCUUAUCACAGGGCAAAAUCCCGGAGCCACCCGGAUUCAACAAAGGGGGAUUUAAUCAACCAUUUAGAGCAUAGAGAGACUGUGAUGGUGAAAGGUUGGGAAAUAUGAUUUUAAUGUUACUGUGAGUAGUUUUACAAAGAUGUGCUUCGGUACAUGGAAACGUCUGUGCUUUGAGGUGGUUUUACAAACUUAUACGAGAAUAAAAUCUAACAAUUUUGUGUUCACGUUCCCUUUAAAAAGGGAUGAUUUAAGAGUUCUUUUUGAUGUAAACAAGAAAUUAAGCAGUUAAUGCAAAAACUAUAGAACAAAACCGCCAAUCCAUGGCAUGACAAACUUUGUGUUAUGUCAGAUUAUUUGAAUAAUUUAUUCACUUCCUAGGAGGAAUAAGGUAAUAAAGUACAAAAUUAAUUUUGAUAUUGGAAUUUAAAGUCAAUGUCUAGUUAAUAUGGGUUUGCAUAUAUUUUUGCAAUAUCUCAUAUAACAUUUGCAUUACUUUAAAUGAUAUUAAAAUUUAAUUUUGACUUCUUUCUUUAGGCUAAACACCAUCCAUCAUAUCAUGUAAAUGUGUCCUGGAGUGCGGAGCGAUCAUCUCCAUAAGAAUAUCAUUCGAACGCGUAUGGCGAAAUGGUGUACAUAAUGCAGUCAAGCAUUCAGGUGUGCACGGUCACUCGUGGUGGGUGACCAGACCAAAUUCUGAAAAAUAGACACAUCGAUAAUAUGUAACGUAUUUAUGAAAUCAUGCUCUUGUUUGUCUUUGUAGAUCUGUGUACAAAUAAACUGUAAAACACGA
Messenger RNA from Ostrea edulis (European flat oyster), 3294 nucleotides. Its product is annotated as fibronectin type III domain-containing protein 2-like. Gene Ontology annotation, cellular component: neuron projection. The record is from RefSeq and is a predicted model, not a curated record. The transcript is spliced from 7 exons. Gene Ontology annotation, biological process: axon guidance. Bases 317 to 2578 code for a protein of 753 amino acids. Gene Ontology annotation, molecular function: transmembrane-ephrin receptor activity; protein binding. Lineage: Eukaryota; Metazoa; Mollusca; Bivalvia; Ostreida; Ostreidae.